AUGACUGCAACUCAAGAUCUUUCUGAUUACGAGACCUACACUGAUGAGUCCUUUGUUCCAGUUGAAUUUGCCAAUGGAUUGGUAGUUUCAACCAAUGAUCCCGAAACAACGAACAUAGACAUCUUAACCUCUUUGAAAAGACUUAAGUUUGAUUUACGAGAUCUUAAUAAAAAGAUAAAAAAAAGUAUAGAUGUGAACUAUGAGAGUUUAAUUGAAGAGUUUGAAAAUUUAGAAAAGUUAUCCUCUACAGUUAAUGAAAUCAAUCCAGCCCUGUCACAUUUGAAUUCUUCAUACAUGCGACUCCAAAAGGAAAUUGUCGAUCCAUAUUCAGAAUGUGUAAAGUUACAUUUAGCAUUGAAGAAAAUUCAUCAAACAUCUACAUUAAUACGCUCCUCGUUGUACUUUAUAGCACUGAUUACAAAGAUUGAGAUGAUAGACAGUUCAGAUCAUUCUUUACGCGCUGAUAAUUAUGGGAAUCUAGAGUUAAUAUCAGAGCACCUUUUUAAAUUGAAGCAGUACAUAUCCGGUACACCAUAUCCACGAACUUUGAAAAUAGUACGUGACUAUGAACUAUUCCAAUCUUCACUUGUUUCUCAUUGUGUCAAUAUUGGUUCAGCCUAUCUUAAGGGCCUAACUCCAAGAGAGUACAAUGACCAAGGGGUAUUAAAUGUUGCGAAGAGUCUUAUGUACAUUUCACCAUCAACAUUGUAUAACAGACUUCAAGAGGUAAUGACAAAAUUAUCAUCCAGGUCUAUUAAUCUGAUAUCACGGAACUUUAACAAUGUGAAUGUUCUUGAAAAUGUCUUUCGCCAGGUUUCAAUGGAUGCUAAAAUGCUAACAAGCAUGCAAAAUGUGCUCGAAAGUAAUAAGUGGAUAGAGGAUGAUGAAAGUUCUGCUUCCAAUAUGUGGAAUCAAAUCCAGAAGUUUUUAGAUUUGAAUGCACCAUUAUGCACAAUUUUUUGGAGAGAUAUCGCAACUGGCAUUGAGCCAAGACUAAAGGCCAUCAUACAAAAGGGUGGUCCAAUCGCCAGAAAUUUGAAAGAUUCUAAAGAAAGUAUCAAGCAAACGGUGAAAAAUUCUGUUUCAGAUUCACUAGGUAAGACCGAUGAUGGAGACAGUAUGGAAUUAACGAUCAUGCUCAAUAGUGUAAGAAGCCUAGAUUAA
Molecule: messenger RNA, 1164 nt
Organism: Brettanomyces bruxellensis
Lineage: Eukaryota; Fungi; Ascomycota; Pichiomycetes; Pichiales; Pichiaceae
Exons: 1
Coding region: 1-1164 (387 amino acids)
Biological process (GO): intra-Golgi vesicle-mediated transport
Cellular component (GO): COG complex
Source: RefSeq, a predicted model, not a curated record